GAGAGUUCUUCAGCAGAAGGCCCUGCGAACUCAAGGGCCACCCGGAUCAGCGUAAGGGCUCGCCGCGAGAGCUCGCCGCUCCAGCCGAGUUGGUGGGCUGCUCGCUGGUUGCAGACCUCACCCCGCUGUACGAGGAUGGCACUGGCGAUCUCCUGAGCAACCUCUCAGUCCCCGAGGCGCGACCGGAGCACUUCCUCUUCCCCUUCCUUCUCUCGAGCCUGCUCCGGAACAAGCCACACCUGAAGCUCCUCUAUGCUGUCAGAGAUCCUCUCGAGUGCUUCUUGUCGCUGAGCUCCUGGCGCCAAGCCCAGAACCCCUGGUGUUUCCAGGAAGACCUCGGGGACCAGGGCUCUGCCUGGCAAUGCUGGCAGAACGUCGGCCACUGCCGGCUAAGCCAGGCCCUCGACUUAGCCUGCUCUUUGGGCUCCAUGGGCUGCACCCGGCAGAACCUCGGCCUCCUCCUCGUGGGCCAAACCUCGGAGAAGUGGGCCCUGGCCUCGGCUGCCGAGUUCCUCGGGGCGGAGAGGUCCUUCUUCGAG
Symbiodinium necroappetens is the source of this 539-nucleotide messenger RNA. The record is from the annotation of a GenBank genome assembly. Lineage: Eukaryota; Dinophyceae; Suessiales; Symbiodiniaceae.